CAAACCAAACCGAGCUUCUCCUUCUUUCUGUCUGGCUUCUGUCCUGUCAUCGGACUGGGUGUGGUUAGAUAGUCCGGGUACCGUUAGCAGGAAAUCGAGCUUUCGAGUCCGUUUCUUUUGACGAGUGCCACACAAAGAAUAAUAUUCCCCUCGAAAGUUCAGGAGAUUCUUGUUAUUUUUUGUGCGUUUAAAUCGAGCUAACAAGUAAUAGGACUCGUUUUGGACAGGAAGGCGUUUCACUGGCGCCGUUGUUCUGAUGGGAAAAAGUUUUCUGGUGGUUUCGACAACCGCUCGUCUGUUCUAUUAGUCCCUGUUUGUUUUUUCUGCUUGUUUGUUUUCUUCUAACCCGAACCGGACCAACAAAAGACAAGAUGCCGAAGACGAUUAGUGUAAGAGUCACCACAAUGGAUGCGGAACUGGAGUUUGCCAUUCAGCCCACAACAACAGGAAAGCAACUCUUUGACCAGGUUGUUAAAACAAUUGGGCUGCGGGAGGUUUGGUACUUUGGACUCCAGUACCAGGACACCAAGGGUUUAUCUACGUGGCUCAAGCUCAAUAAGAAGGUGACCGCCCAAGAUGUGCGGAAGGAGAGCCCGCUACUAUUUAAGUUCCGUGCCAAGUUCUUUCCCGAGGACGUCUCAGAGGAGUUAAUCCAGGAUGCCACCCAGCGGCUUUUUUUCCUGCAGGUGAAGGAGGGAAUUCUAAAUGACGAUAUCUACUGCCCCCCGGAGACGGCCGUCCUGCUGGCUUCCUAUGCAGUGCAGGCCAAGUACGCUGACUACAACAAGGAAGUCCACACACCAGGCUAUCUAUCCAACGAGCAUCUGCUCCCUCAGAGAGUUCUGGACCAGCACAAACUUAGCAAGGACCAGUGGGAGGAGAGGAUUCAAGUAUGGCACGAAGAACACAAGGGAAUGAUGAGAGAGGAAUCCAUGAUGGAGUAUUUGAAGAUCGCCCAAGACCUGGAGAUGUAUGGAGUCAACUACUUCAGCAUCAAAAAUAAGAAAGGAACAGAGUUAUGGCUGGGAGUGGACGCUUUGGGACUGAACAUAUAUGAGCAGAAUGACAAAAUGACGCCCAAAAUUGGUUUUCCUUGGAGUGAAAUCAGGAACAUUUCCUUCAAUGACAAGAAAUUCGUCAUCAAACCAAUUGAUAAGAAAGCACCAGACUUUGUAUUUUAUGCUCCGAGGCUGCGCAUCAACAAGCGCAUUUUGUCUCUCUGCAUGGGAAACCACGAGCUGUACAUGCGCCGCCGCAAGCCCGACACCAUCGAAGUACAGCAGAUGAAGGCGCAAGCUCGGGAGGAUAAGAAUCUGAAGAAGAUGGAACGAGCUAUGCUGGAUAACGAAAAGAGGAAAAGGGAAGCCGUGGAAAAGGAAAAGGAGAAGAUCGAAAAGGAAAAAGAGGAAUUAAUGGAGCGGCUAAAGCAGAUCGAGGAGCAGACUAAAAAAGCCCAGCAAGAGCUGGAGGAGCAAACAAUGAGGGCCCUUGAGUUGGAGAUGGAGAGGAAGCGAGCCCAGGAGGAGGCUGAGCGCCUUGAGUCGGACCUGAAAGGCGCAGAGGAUGCCAAGAUGGCUCUCUUGCAGCAGUCAGAAAACCAGAUGAAGAACCAAGAGCACCUGGCCACCGAGUUGGCUGAGCUGACCUCAAAGAUUUCCCUCCUGGAGGAUUCCAAGAAGAAGAAAGAAGAGGAGGCAAUACUGUGGCAAGAGAAGGCCACCAUGGUGCAGCAGGACCUGGAGAAGACCAAAGAAGAGCUCAAAAACAAAGUGAUGGUGGCCCAUGUUCAGGAGCCGCUCAACACCGAGAACGAGCACGACGAGAAUGACGAAAGCAGCGCCGAAGCCAGCGCCGAGUUUACAUCUGCCGCCACGUACAAGGACCGCAGCGAGGAGGAGCGCAUGACCGAGGCGGAGAAGAACGAACGUUUGCAGAAACACUUACUCGCUUUAAGUUCAGAGUUGGCCAACGCCCGAGACGAGACCAAGAAGACGGUCAACGACAUGAUCCACGCAGAGAACAUGCGGGCAGGACGAGACAAGUACAAGACCCUCCGGCAGAUCCGGUCAGGAAACACCAAGCAGCGCAUCGAUGAGUUUGAAUGUAUGUGAUGCGGAAGUCGCCAAGCCCACUUGACUUGGACUGCUGUCCUGCGUCACUCGAGCUCUUUCUCCCCCGCCCCAAAUAAAAUUAUCAGCUGCAAAUCAUGACAUGGCUGCACAAACACAGCACAAUGUACAAAUAUGGAUCUGUAAAAUUGCAAUUGCUACCAUUUCUAACUGAAUUUAGGCAAGUUACUGCUUAAUAAGGGACAUGUGUUUUUUUUAAGUGCAUUCCUCCCUUAGGGGAGGUUUGUAGCAUUUCGUUAAUGGACCACAUUUUCUGACACAUCGAGCAAACCAUUUAUAAUUUCAUCUCAUAUUUCUGUCACUUCCUUGUAUCCAAUAUGAAAAACCUGAUGGCCAGUCCAACUCUGUGGCUGUUAGCUAUAAAUUUUAUGUUUCUGCUGUACACAUUCAAACUGAGUUUUCUGUUCGUAUUAAUGAUCUCAUGAUGCACAGCAUUUAAAUACUGUACAAUGUAAACAGUCGGAUGAAUUGAUUUCGGUGGUGGUGUUUCAUCUAAAGUGCAGAAUUAGACAAUGAAUUGCUUUUCUUUUGGGAGCUAGACUGAAUAAACUUGUGCCAUAAGAAACUAUUUUAGUUUGUAGUGUUAAAUUUGAAUCUGCAGGAUGAGAUAUGAUGAUGCUCAUCAUGUUUGUCUGUAAAGGGGAAGCUUUCAAAAUGGACGGAAAAAAAAGUGACCCUGAAGCGUUCAUAUCUGAUUGGAUGAUUUUGGUCAGAUUGUAGCUCUCACACGUACACAACAUACAUCAGACUUACAUUUUUGAGUCUUGGGUUUCGGCUUAAUAUAUAAGCUUUUAAUCAAAUAGUUCUGUUGUCAAGGCAUGACCAUUUAUUUUGUUCAACAUCCUCCAGCAUGUUUUUCAAAAGUUGGUAUGUUGUAAUUUAAUCUUUUUUUUUCCUUAAUCACAUCUGAAAGACUUUUUUUUUUUUGCAUAAUUCCCUUAACAUGCACUGGAACAUCACAGUAUUCAAUAUUAACCAAAACAACAAUGAGUAGUAUCUCUAGUUCUUACAUUUUAAUAUGCUGUAUGUAUUUAAUUAAUGACUUUUGUAUUUUGUGAUUUGGAUUAUUCUGAUGUGAUCAAAUCGUGUACGGUGUUAAAAUAGAGAGAAAAAGAAAACACCGAGGAUAUUUUUGUAUCAUACAACUUCAGCAUCCGCAGCACGCUAUUAAUGAAGUGGCUGGUGGCUCUUCUAGUAAGUUGAAGGAAACAAGCAACACCCCGUGCACACCGUGUCAUUGCAACAAUGAAAGAAAAAUCCACAUUGCAGUUCUUGACAGCAACAUUCCUUUUCAAUUAAACAUGUCAUCGCCAUCGUUUUAGCCUCAUUUUGGCAUCAAGGCACAAGAAGGGUUUUGCUUGUUUCAUAGAUUUGUCUCUGAAAGAUGUGUUGACAUUAUUUUCACAGGUCAAAAUAAAAGUAUUAUAGCAGUA
Molecule: messenger RNA, 3562 nt
Organism: Hippocampus zosterae (dwarf seahorse)
Lineage: Eukaryota; Metazoa; Chordata; Actinopteri; Syngnathiformes; Syngnathidae
Product: moesin-like
Exons: 13
Coding region: 372-2111 (579 amino acids)
Biological process (GO): positive regulation of early endosome to late endosome transport; regulation of cell shape; positive regulation of protein localization to early endosome
Cellular component (GO): cytoskeleton; adherens junction; filopodium
Molecular function (GO): actin binding; cell adhesion molecule binding
Source: RefSeq, a predicted model, not a curated record